Messenger RNA from Cuscuta campestris, 1931 nucleotides. NCBI's taxonomy places the organism in Eukaryota, Viridiplantae, Streptophyta, Magnoliopsida, Solanales, Convolvulaceae. The record is from the annotation of a GenBank genome assembly.
CAUUCUCAUACACAUUCUCUAAAAAUAUAUAUCAAGAUGCAUCCCUAUGGAGAUUCAUACAAUUAGAAUUUUCGAGCACCGCGACAAGCCACAACCCGUCCAAAUACCACCACCGCACCAUACACCCAAAUGGCGCUAACAAAUUAUCCAAUUGUUUUCAACAAAACGUCAUGGGUUUUCUCCUACAAGUUCAAACGCAAUAACCUGCAAGUGUUCUGGAGUCACAACCGGAGUAACGGGAUGAGUUCCGAAAUUCCGGUGGAAACCUCUUCGGUUGCCAUGGUUGUGCCGUCCUCACCGCUGCCCUUCGGGUCAAGUGUGGGGGCCGCAACCAUGACGUCAUUCUCGAUGCCGAGCUCGAUCUUCAGCUUUGUUUCUGGGUACGGAACGAGUCUUGGCGACGAUGUCUUUAACGUGACGGUCCACGUGAACGGCGAAAGCGCCAUUGGGACAACAGACACAAAUUUCAUCUGUGCAACUUUGGAUUGGUGGCCAAAAGAAAAGUGCAAUGAGAAGAAAAACUGCCCUUGGGCCAAUGCCACUCUCCUAACUUUGAAUCUCAACAAUAGUGUUUUGCUAAAUGCAAUAAAAGCAUUCUCUAGACUGAAAAUUAGGCUGGGCGGCACUUUGCAAGAUAAGGUCGUCUACCAAACCAAUCGUUCGGAACUGUGCAAACCAUUUCGUUUGGACGAGACGAAAUUGUUUUCCUUCACUCAGGGGUGCUUACCUCUGUCUAGAUGGGAUGAACUGAAUGAGUUCUUCAUCAAAUCAGGAGCUUUUAUCACAUUUGGGUUGAAUGCACUCUCUGGAAGAAGAAUGGAAGCAGGCAGUAGUGACAUUGCUACUACUGGGUCAUGGAAUUCAACCAAUGCCAAAUUUCUCAUGACAUAUUCUCUCGACAAGCGGUAUCAUAUCCACGGCUGGGAGUUGGGGAACGAGUUGGUUGGACGAAGCGCGAUAGGGAGACAAAUUCCAGCAGAUGUGUAUGCUAAUGACACCAUCCAUCUUCACAGGAUAGUCAAAAACCUUUACAAGGAUCCUAAAACCCGUCCAAUAGUCAUGGCACCAGGUGGUUUCUUUGAUGAAGAAUGGUUCAAAAAAUACUUGCAGAAAGCAAAUCACUCCUUGGACGCGGCCACUCACCAUAUAUAUGAUCUUGGUGCAGGAAGCGAUUUGAACCUGACAAAUAGAAUCCUUGACCCUGGGGUUCUUGAUGGAGACACGAAUAUAUUGAAGCAAUUGCGUGGCCUGGUCCAUGGAACUAAAGUGCAGGCUUGGGUUGGCGAGGCUGGAGGGGCAUAUAACAGCGGAGGACCAAAUGUGUCAAACACCUUUGUUUCUAGCUUCUGGUAUCUCAACCAGCUUGGGAUGUCGGCCUCGUACAAUACCAAAGUAUACUGCAGGCAGACACUAGUAGGAGGAAACUACGGUUUACUCAACGCCACUACCUUUCAUCCCAAUCCAGAUUACUACAGUGCUCUUCUAUGGGACCGAUUGAUGGGAGAGAAAUCGCUCAACACAAGCUUUGAAGGGACAAAGAAACUACGGGCUUUUACGCAUUGUGCAAAGAAACUUGGAGGGAUCACCAUGUUGCUGAUGAACCUAGAUGACAAGCGAAACAUCACGGUGAACACUUCGCGAAUUCACAUGACGAGCCGUAAGCCAGAGCCAAGACAAGAGUACCAUUUGACAGCACCGGAUGGCGAUUUACACAGCCAAACAGUGCAACUAAAUGGGAAGAAACUUGAAGUUAAUUCGGUGUCAGGAGAAAUCCCAAUAAUCCAGCCAUUAGCUUACGCUUUGCACCAGCUAAUAAAUGUGGCUCCUCAUUCCAUUGUCUUUGCUCACAUACCUUCUGCACACCUACCAGCUUGCAAAGGCAAGCAAUAGCUAUGAUAUUUCAAUUCCUCAAAUUAAUCCCUAUGUUUGGG